Messenger RNA from Paramecium pentaurelia, 574 nucleotides. The record is from the annotation of a GenBank genome assembly. Lineage: Eukaryota; Ciliophora; Oligohymenophorea; Peniculida; Parameciidae.
UAAUGUUCAAGAACAACUUCUACUCUUAUGUGGGUGGUACUAGAUCAGAUAUAGCAAUGAGUAUUGAAUCCUAUUUCGAAGUUAUGGAAGUCUUAUUAGAUUAAUAUAUGAGUAGAGAAGUAUAAAAUAUGAUAUUAUAAACAAUAAGAUGCUAUUUAAUUUCAAGAAUUGCAGUCAAGUACUCAAUGAUAUUGUAGUUUCUGCACCAUUAGCCUUUUUACCUUUCUCACUUCUUGGAACACAAUGGCUAUUUGCAGGUGCUAAUAGAAAAGGAGCUAAUAAAGCCUAUGGACCUAUACUUGCAUCUGUACAUAUGUUAGUAUUAUGGAGAGCUUACACUGCUCCUAUUCCAAAUAAAUUAUUCACUAAAAUAGUUGCAGAUCCUACGGUUGAUGGAUAAUAUAUUAGGUAUUAAAUUAUUAUCAAUUUAGAACUUAAUUAUCUGUUAUGAAACCAGGUUUAUGGUAAGUUUUGAGUAGGGAAUUAUAUCAUAAAGGAUAUAGAUUUCCAGAAAUGUUAGAGUUCAAGACAGCUACAGAAUUCCCAACUGGAUUUGUUAAACCUUAUUGAUGGU